Ostreococcus tauri is the source of this 579-nucleotide messenger RNA. Its product is annotated as unnamed product. Bases 1 to 579 code for a protein of 192 amino acids. The record is from RefSeq and is a predicted model, not a curated record. The transcript has a single exon. Lineage: Eukaryota; Viridiplantae; Chlorophyta; Mamiellophyceae; Mamiellales; Bathycoccaceae. Gene Ontology annotation, cellular component: nucleolus.
AUGCCCCGCGCGCGUCGCGUCGUCGUGGACGUCGAUGCCGUCGCGCACGAUCCCGCGCCCGCGUCGGCGUACGUUCCGGCGCGCGAGACGUUCACCAGCGGCGUCGACCUUCGUGGGUGCUCUUUGACCCAGAGAGGUGGCAAGAGAAAGCGAGACGCGAACGACGACGAGGACGAACGCAUGGAUGACGUCGACGGCGUCGAGGACGAUUUUCGAUCGUACAAGGCGCCGAAAUCGACGCACGAGAGCGUUCCGGGGAAAAAAUCUGGACGGUCGUGGAAGCGGCCGGCGUCCCGGGCGAGCGCGCUCGGGAAACCGGCGAGCGGGAAGUCGUGGGAAGAUCGCGUGCGAGAGCGAGAGGCGAAGAAGCGGUUCGUCGAGGCGAAAGCGGACGCAAAGAGGGCGCGCGGGUUGAAAAUCAAGGCGGAGCGCGAGCGACGAGAGGAAUUAAAGGUCAAGAAGGAGGCCAACCGAAUCGCCACGGGCAUGGGACAGCGACAGACGAUCACGAACGCGAAGACGAUCGCGAAGAAGAGCGCCAAGGAGCGGGCGAAACUUAAGAAGUUACGUAUGCUCUAG